UGGCCCCUGUCCCAGCUUUCCUAGCCUGCCCACCUGGUGGUGUGUGUUCUCUGUUUUUUGGUCUGUGUCUCUCUAACUUCCUUCCUCCUAUGUCUGUGUUCACAGAGCAGUUCCAGGUUGUUGGCCCUCGACAUCCCAUUGUGGCAGUGCUGGGCGAGGAUGCCAUACUGCCCCGCGCCCUAUUCCCAGCCAUGAAUGUAGAGAACAUGGAACUGGGGUGGUUCCGCACCACGCUCUCACAGGCAGUGUUCAUCUACUGGAACCAACAGGAACAGUCUGAGGAGCAGAUGGCUGAGUACAGAGGGCGGACCUCACUGGUGAGGGACUUCCUUUCAGAAGGGCAGGCUUCUGUGCACAUCCACAAGGUCCAGGUUUCUGACAAUGGAAUGUACACCUGCUACUUCAGACAUGGAGGCUUCUAUGAAGAGGCUGAUUUGGAAGUGAAUGUGGCAGGGAUGGGCUCUGACCCCCAAGUGCACAUAGAAGGGCCAGAAGAGGAUGGAGUGCGCGUGGUGUGCAAAGCCUCAGGAUGGUUCCCAAAGCCCCAGGUGCAGUGGAGAGACCUCAGUGGAAACAAGUUCCCAGCACUUUCUGAGGCCCACACCCAAGACAGUGAGGAGCUGUUUAGUGUGGAGGCCACUCUGGUGGUGAGAGACAGUUCUGUGGGGAAUGUGACCUGCUCUGUCCUCAACCCUGUCCUGGGCCAGGAGAAGGCCAUGGCUAUUUACAUCCCAGAGCCCUUCUUCCCUCAGGCUUCUCCCUGGAAGCCAGCAUUUGCUGUGAUCCUGACCAUGCUGGGGCUCCUACUCUUGGGGACUAGCUAUUUUAUCAGAAAAGCACAUUCUAGAAGGAGGCAGGAAAAGGAGCAUCUGCUGCGGCUUAAGGAGGAGGAACAGCAGGCAAAGGAAGAGGCACUGAAGGCCAUUGAUCAGAGAAAAGAAGCUUAUCUGUCUGCCUGGAGGAAGGCCCUCCUGUAUGCAGAUUGGCGGAAGGAACGGUUCCAAGCCUGGCCUGUCACACUGGAUCCAGACUCUGCUCACCACAGGCUUUCUGUUUGUCAUGAAAAGAUGCAUCUGACCUUGAAGGACCCCUGUGUGUACCAUGAUGAAAAAUGCAGUGUGUUGGGUCUUGAGGGCAUCACAUCAGGAAGAUGGUACUGGGAAGUGGAGAUAGAGAAUAAAUUACACAGCAAGUGGACUCUGGGAGUCUGUAGGAAAGAUGUGACGAGAAAAUACAACUACCUCGAAUCAUCACAAAGGGGAUUUUGGGUCAUGGGGAAAGUUAACAAGAGUUAUUUUGCCCUAACUCAUCCUGAGACUUGGUUAUCUUCUAUGCAGAAUCUUUUCAGGGUAGGGGUUUUCCUGGACUACAGUGAAGAGGAGGUCUCCUUCUAUAACAUGAUUGAUGGGUCCCACAUUUUCUCUUUCCCUCCAGCCUCCUUCUCUGGAGCUCUGUUUCCAUACUUCAUGUUUAUGUAUGGAGCUGUGUCCAUGACCAUCUGCUCCAUGGAAAGUGGGUCUGAGGGGCUCCCUGUACCCCUUAACAAUUUUUCUCCUCCGGAGGGAACCCUGAGCACCCCAAUGGAGGGGUUCAGCUCAGGUUGUGGUGUUGAUGGAGCUCCCCCAGAGGCUGAAUCUCUGUUACUUCCCUGACACUCCCAGGUUUUGUCCACGUAGGGUCCCUUGCUGUCUGUGAUCCCUCACUGUGGCUCUUCUGGGGCUAUAGACUCCCUGUGUCAAAAGCCUGUGAUAUGAGACUUGGACUGUACAGUGAGCUUGUCUUCUGCUCUGUGUUAAGACUUCAGAUGUGUGGUUAUGAGAGUUCAGUUCAUAUCUUAUAUUCAGAUAGCAGAAGAUAAAAUUUGGCUCUAUUUUAACUGGUUCAGAGAAUGUUCAAUUUAACUGAGGAGCCCUAUUUUUUGGUAUUAGUAAGUAUUUCAAGCAGCCAUAGCAGCACAUACCUAUAGUCCCAUCUACUGGGAAGGCUAAGGCACGUGGAUCAAUUUAUCCCACAUGUUUGAGACCAGCCUGGCCAACAUAAUGAUACUCUGUUUCCAGAAACAAAACAAAGCAAAAUAAAAAUACAAACAAAGGAGAGAUUACAUUACUGCAC
Ictidomys tridecemlineatus (thirteen-lined ground squirrel) is the source of this 2112-nucleotide messenger RNA. NCBI's taxonomy places the organism in Eukaryota, Metazoa, Chordata, Mammalia, Rodentia, Sciuridae. The record is from RefSeq and is a predicted model, not a curated record.